AUGGACACCAAGUUGCGGACCAGAUCCAGUCAUCAUCCAAGUAACCUUAGUGCACCUUCCACCACAUUAAUCUCUCAAUUACAAGAGUGGAUUCAAUGGUUUAAGGAUGAACUUGAAUUGAAGAACAAAACUGCCUCUAUCAAUGUUUCCAAUGAGGACUCCCUUCCACGUUGGGUUGAACUCUUGAAAACAAAGGAGGAUCGUAUCAAGAAAGGUUUAAUCGUCAUUCUAAAAGGAAUGCAAGAAUGGGCAUCCAAGGAUUUAAACGAGGAAUCGGCACGGAGUUUACCUUGGUUGCUCUCAGAAGCCUUAUCAUGCAUCUACGAUGAGAGGGGACUUGUUUUUCAAUGUAUUUCUCAUCAUUACCAACACUCGGUGAGAGAGCUUUUGUUGAAAUUAGAACAAUUUCUCUCAAAGAUUGUUUCUAAUGGUCCACUAAGCCUUGAUAACGAUCCUGAACUUUUUGCACUAUUUUCUCAAUUCUACAUGAUGGCGUUGAUGUUUCGAUUGCAGAAUUAUGACCUGUUGAUGCUGCAACCUCAGUCGUUUGAGGAGUUGGCAAGAAACCUAUCCCAACUCUUUAUCAAACCAGACACCCAGAAGGAGAUGAUGUUGAGUUAUUUGGUUGAUCCAUUGUUCGAGUGUGACAAAAAGAAUUCGCCAUCAUUGCAGAUUGGAUCCAUUUCUGAAAAUGUGAGACGAAGAUGUCGUAUCCUCAAAAAAAUUUCUUUCGAAAGCAAAGACUCACAAAUCAAACUUGAACUUCUCUUUGAAAGCCUUCAUCGAAAUAUCACUCCUCAAGUGACAUUCCAGGAGAGCUUGAGAAGAAAUUUGGAGCAAGCUAUUCAAGCAUUCUUUGAGCCUCUUUCCUUGGCGAACCUUAGUCAUCACUCCCUGAUUGAGACAGUUGACGGAAUGAAAAAGAAGGUCUUUUUGACGAUUAUUCACAAUAUAGCCACUUGCUCUGAAGAGGAAAUGCGUUCAUUUGGAGUCAUGGAAUCAUCCACCACACCUCAGAUUACCACUCAUUCUGAAAAACCAAGAAAGAAGAAACAAAAACAGGAAGCCACAACCCUCGAGUCUGCAUCACGACAAGCAUUUCAAAAUGUGUUGAGCAAUACAAUAGACGCAAUGCUGAACGUGUUAGAAUGCAACAUUGUUUUCUCGCAAAAACUACUUCACGAUGUCUUUGCCAUAAUCAAAGUACUAGCGACAACACCAAGAAACAAGCAAAGAAUUGAAUUAUUAAUGAAAGUGAUGGAUAUUCUUCGAAAACAUCUUUCGAAGUUGCCAACAAACAGUGCUAACCCCAGCGGACAACAACAACUUUCCUCUCAAAGUCAAUAUUUGCAGUAUGGUCUAUUUCUUCGCUCCGCAUUUUGUUUUGAAGUUGACGACAGGUGCGUCCAACACGAGCCUUUUGAAAUGUGA
Molecule: messenger RNA, 1431 nt
Organism: Naegleria fowleri
Lineage: Eukaryota; Heterolobosea; Eutetramitea; Acrasida; Naegleriidae
Exons: 4
Coding region: 1-1431 (476 amino acids)
Source: RefSeq, a predicted model, not a curated record